Messenger RNA from Ostreobium quekettii, 567 nucleotides. Lineage: Eukaryota; Viridiplantae; Chlorophyta; Ulvophyceae; Bryopsidales; Ostreobiaceae. The record is from the annotation of a GenBank genome assembly.
GUCUGCGGCGCGGCGGUGGCGGGCCUGGGGGUGUGGAACGGGACAGAAGUCAACUGGUCUCCUCUUUCCUGGAUAGUGUGCGCGUUUGGCAUUGUUGUUAUUGCUGUGAGCUGCCUGGGCAUUCUUGUUUCUCAGGGUGUGACGCUCUGCCUCCACGUUGGACUCUGGGUGUAUCUUGUGUCUGAGUUCAUACUGGUGGUUAUCGAAGUGGUGUUGUUAAUUGCUGCCAGUGUAAAGAAGACGGAGUGGAUUGAUGAUCUGACAGAGAAGUACGCUGACGAGAAGGAUCUCGAGCGUUUCAGAGAGGAGUACGACGAUUUUUGGCCAUAUAUAAUUGCUUUUGGGGCGUUGACCGUCGUUUCUUCGGCCCUUGGGCUGCUACUGGCGAUCCGCGUAAAACGUCAGUUGGCGGUCGAACGUGAUGACCUGGAGGGCAUCAUCUCAGACAGGCGCCCAGAGCAUGUGAAAGCAAAGAGGGACGAGAUCAAGAAGCCAUACAAGGACAUGUCUGUGGCGAUGGUGGAGAAGUAUGGCGACAGAUUCAACUCCAAGAACGGACCCAAAUGA